This is a messenger RNA of Dipodomys ordii (Ord's kangaroo rat), 1879 nucleotides long. RefSeq names its product cell division cycle 45 (gene Cdc45). The record is from RefSeq and is a predicted model, not a curated record. The coding region runs from base 47 to 1741 and encodes 564 amino acids. Gene Ontology annotation, molecular function: single-stranded DNA binding; zinc ion binding; DNA replication origin binding. Lineage: Eukaryota; Metazoa; Chordata; Mammalia; Rodentia; Heteromyidae. Gene Ontology annotation, biological process: mitotic DNA replication preinitiation complex assembly; DNA replication initiation; double-strand break repair via break-induced replication. The transcript has 19 exons. Gene Ontology annotation, cellular component: DNA replication preinitiation complex.
UGGCUUGAGUGUCAGCCGGAGCGUAGGUUAUCAGGCUGCUGUGGCUAUGUUCGUGUCCGAUUUCCGCAAGGAGUUCUACGAGCUGGUCCAAAACCAGAGGGUCCUACUGUUCGUGGCGUCGGACGUGGACGCUUUGUGUUCUUGCAAGAUCCUGCAGACCCUGUUUCAGUGUGACCACGUGCAAUAUACGCUUGUUCCAGUUUCUGGGUGGCAAGAACUUGAAUCAGCAUUUCUUGAACAUAAAGAACAGUUCCGUUAUUUUGUUCUCAUCAACUGUGGAGCUAAUGUAGACCUACUGGAUAUCCUCCAGCCUGAUGAAGACACCAUAUUCUUUAUAUGUGAUACCCACAGGCCAGUCAACGUUGUGAAUGUGUACAAUGACACGCAGAUCAAAUUACUCAUUAAACAAGAUGAUGACCUUGAAGUUCCUGCCUAUGAUGACAUCUUUCGGGAUGAAGCAGAGGAUGAAGAGCUUUCAGGAAAUGACAGUGAUGGGUCUGAGCCUUCUGAGAAGCGUACACGGUUAGAAGAGGUGUGUUUGGAAAAGAAAGAAAGGAUGAGAGAGAGAAAGGAAGGAAGGAGGAGAGACAUCCUCUUUGACUAUGAGCAGUAUGAAUAUCACGGGACAUCGUCGGCCAUGGUGAUGUUUGACUUGGCGUGGAUGAUGUCCAAGGACCUGAAUGACAUGCUCUGGUGGGCCAUCGUUGGACUGACAGACCAAUGGGUGCAAGACAAAAUCACACAAAUGAAGUAUGUGACAGAUGUUGGCAUCCUGCAGCGCCACGUAUCCCGACACAAUCACCGAAAUGAGGAUGAGGAGAACACACUCUCUGUGGACUGUACUCGGAUCUCCUUUGAGUAUGACCUCUGCCUGGCACUCUACCAGCACUGGUCCCUCCAUGACAGUCUGUGCAACACCAGCUAUACUGCGGCCAGGUUCAAGCUCUGGUCUGUGCAUGGGCAGAAGCGGCUUCAGGAGUUCCUUGCAGACAUGGGCCUACCCCUGAAACAGGUCAAGCAGAAGUUUCAGUCCAUGGACAUCUCCUUGAAGGAGAACUUAAGAGAAAUGAUUGAAGAAUCUGCAAACAAAUUUGGGAUGAAAGACAUGCGUGUACAGACUUUCAGCAUCCAUUUUGGGUUCAAGCAUAAAUUCCUGGCCAGUGAUGUGGUCUUUGCCACUAUGUCUCUGAUGGAGAACCCGGAGAAGGACAGCUCAGAGACGGAUCACUUUAUCCAGGCUCUAGAUAGUCUCUCCAGGAGUAACCUGGAUAAGCUGUACCUGGGCCUAGAACUUGCCAAGAAGCAGCUACAAGCCACCCAGCAAACCAUCGCCAGCUGCCUGUGCACCAAUCUUGUCAUCUCCCAGGGACCUUUCCUCUAUUGCUCCCUCAUGGAGGGCACUCCAGAUGUCAUGCUGUUCUCCAAACCUGCAUCCCUGAGCCUGCUCAGCAGAAACCUGCUCAAGUCCUUUGUGUACUCGACAAAGAACCGACGUAGCAAACUGCUGCCACUGGUGAUGGCUGCCCCACUGAGUGUGGAGCAGGGCACAGUGACUAUGGUGGGCAUUCCUCCAGAGACAGAUGGCUCAGACAGAAAGAACUUUUUUGGGCGGGCAUUUGAGAAGGCAGCAGAAAGCACCAGCUCCCGCACCCUGCACAACCAUUUUGACCUCUCAGUAAUUGAGUUGAAAGCUGAGGACCGGAGCAAGUUCCUGGAUGCUCUUGUCUCCCUGCUAUCCUGAGGAACUUGAUUUCUUCCAAAAAUGACCUCCUCCUUAUUUAUAUCUACUGGCUUUUAUUUAGAUUUUAAAUUUUGGUCAUCGUUUGAAAUGCUUGAACAGUGCCUCAGUGCCUUUUAAUGGAAUAAAAUGUUUGUUUUA